Molecule: messenger RNA, 396 nt
Organism: Rotaria socialis
Lineage: Eukaryota; Metazoa; Rotifera; Eurotatoria; Philodinida; Philodinidae
Source: the annotation of a GenBank genome assembly
AUGACGAAUCAUAAACAGAUAUCAUACAAUAAAAAUUCAACAUCAUUGCCAACAAAAGGUGAAACAAGUCAAAUAGAAAUAAAUAAAUUAUACGAUUUAGCUAAUCAAACUGAACAUGAACUUCGAAAAGCAAUCGAUUCAAAUAUGGCACGUAAUGAACAACUGAAUAUGCUAUUAGAUCGGACUGAUUUAUUAUUGCAUAAAAAUCAAGCGUUCGGUUACGGUGUUAUGGAUUAUCGAAAAGAUAUUGAACGAAAACAAUCAAUAAAUAAAAUAAAAUAUUUUGCUAUUGGAAUUCUUCUUCUAGUUGUUGUAGUUCUCGUAGUAAUCUUAAAUAUUAUUUUAAAUCAGACAAAUAAUAUAUCUGAUAGGAGUACAAAUAUUGUACUGGAAUGA